This is a messenger RNA of Anopheles nili, 7860 nucleotides long. It is a transcript of the gene ACC, whose product is annotated as acetyl-CoA carboxylase. Gene Ontology annotation, biological process: fatty acid biosynthetic process. NCBI's taxonomy places the organism in Eukaryota, Metazoa, Arthropoda, Insecta, Diptera, Culicidae. The record is from RefSeq and is a predicted model, not a curated record. The transcript has 10 exons. Gene Ontology annotation, molecular function: ATP binding; metal ion binding; acetyl-CoA carboxylase activity. Bases 35 to 6808 code for a protein of 2257 amino acids.
UGGCGGUGGGCUACGGAACAACUCGUCGUUCGACAUGAGUUUGACCGAAAAGAGGCGCCGUUUGAGGCCCAGUAUGUCCCACGGCACGGGACUGGGACUGCAGCGAGGCCAGGAACGCGACUUUGUCCUCUCGACGACGGAGGAGUUCGUUAAAAAAUUCAACGGUACGCGGGUGAUUAACAAGGUUCUGAUUGCAAACAAUGGCAUUGCGGCGGUCAAAUGCAUGCGAUCGAUUCGCCGCUGGUCGUACGAAAUGUUCAAGAACGAGCGUGCCGUACGUUUCGUGGUAAUGGUCACACCGGAAGAUCUGAAGGCGAACGCCGAGUACAUCAAGAUGGCGGAUCACUACGUGCCCGUGCCGGGCGGAUCAAACAACAACAACUACGCCAAUGUGGAGCUGAUCGUGGACAUUGCGCUACGCACACAGGUGCAAGCGGUGUGGGCCGGUUGGGGACAUGCGUCGGAAAAUCCCAAACUACCGGAUCUACUCCACCGGAAGGGUCUGGUGUUCCUGGGUCCUCCCGAGCGCGCUAUGUGGGCACUCGGUGAUAAAGUAGCGUCCUCGAUCGUGGCACAAACGGCCGAAAUUCCAACCCUACCGUGGUCCGGUUCGGAACUGAAAGCUCAGUACAGCGGGAAGAAGAUAAAGAUUUCAAGCGAACUGUUUGCGCGUGGCUGCGUGACCACAUCCGAGCAAGGAUUGACUGUAGCUGGCAAGAUCGGGUUUCCGGUGAUGAUCAAAGCGUCCGAGGGUGGCGGUGGUAAGGGCAUCCGGCGAGUCGAUAGUCCGGAUGAAUUUCCGGCCCUCUUCCGGCAGGUGCAGGCGGAAGUGCCCGGAUCGCCCGUUUUCGUGAUGAAGCUGGCACGUGGCGCUCGUCAUCUGGAAGUCCAACUGCUAGCUGAUCAGUACGGCAAUGCGAUCAGUUUGUUUGGGCGUGAUUGCUCGAUCCAGCGUCGGCAUCAGAAGAUCAUUGAGGAAGCACCCGCCGUCAUCGCUGAUCCGGCGGUGUUUGAGGAUAUGGAGAAGGCUGCGGUGCGGUUGGCUAAAAUGGUCGGUUACGUCAGUGCCGGAACGGUCGAGUACCUGUACGAUUCGGAAGGAAAGUACUUCUUCCUUGAGCUGAAUCCCCGGUUGCAGGUGGAGCACCCGUGUACGGAGAUGGUGGCCGAUGUGAAUCUUCCCGCUUGCCAGCUGCAGAUCGGUAUGGGUAUACCGUUGUACCGCAUCAAGGACAUCCGGUUGCUGUACGGCGAGAACCCGUGGGGUAGCACGGUGAUCGAUUUCGACAACCCAACGCAAAAGCCGCGCCCCUGGGGACACGUUAUUGCGGCGCGUAUCACGUCAGAAAACCCGGACGAAGGUUUCAAACCCAGCUCGGGUACGGUGCAGGAGCUAAACUUCCGCUCGAGCAAGAACGUCUGGGGGUACUUCAGUGUGGCAGCUUCCGGUGGACUGCACGAGUUUGCCGACUCACAAUUCGGGCACUGUUUCUCGUGGGGUGAAAAUCGCCAGCAAGCCCGCGAAAACCUCGUCAUUGCGCUGAAGGAACUCUCGAUUCGGGGUGACUUCCGUACGACCGUGGAGUACCUCAUCACGCUGCUGGAGACGAACAGUUUCCUCGACAACACGAUCGAUACGGCGUGGUUGGAUGCGCUCAUCGCCGAACGGGUGCAAUCGGACAAACCGGACAUCAUUCUGGGUGUGGUGUGCGGAUCGCUGCACAUCGCUGACCGCAAGGUGACGGACGCAUUCGGCAGCUUCAAGAGCUCUAUGGAGAAGGGACAAAUUCAGGCCGCAAACACGCUCACGAACGUCGUCGAUGUUGAGCUCAUUGCGGAGGGCGUACGGUAUAAGGUGCAGGCUGCCAAGAGCGGUCCGAACACGUACUUCCUCGUUAUGAACGGUUCCUUCAAGGAGGUUGAAGUUCACCGGUUAUCCGAUGGUGGCAUGUUGCUCUCCCUCGAAGGCUCGAGCUAUACGACCUAUAUGAAGGAGGAAGUCGAUCGGUACCGAAUCGUGAUCGGUAAUCAGACGUGCGUGUUUGAUAAGGAGAACGAUCCGUCACUGUUGCGAUCUCCAUCGGCCGGUAAGGUGAUCAGCCUGCUCGUGGAGGAUGGAGCUCAUGUAUCAAAGGGCCAGAGUUACGCCGAAAUCGAGGUGAUGAAGAUGGUUAUGACGCUGAAGGCGAACGAAGCCGGUACGGUGACAUUCGUACGACGGCCCGGCGCUGUACUGGACGCUGGUACGUUGAUCGGUCACCUCGAGCUGGAUGAUCCGUCCCUGGUGACGAAAGCACAACCCUACAAAAACCCGUGGCCAACGAUCGAGAACGUACAAAUACCGGAGAAGCUCAACCGUGUGCAUUCGAGCUAUAAGACGAUCCUCGAGAACACUCUGGCCGGGUACUGCCUGCCGGAUCCAUACAACCCACCCCGGCUUCGAGAGAUCAUCGAAAAGUUCAUGCAAAGCUUACGCGAUCCGUCACUGCCGCUGCUGGAGCUGCAAGAGGUGAUCGCUUCCAUCUCGGGUCGCAUUCCGUUGUCCGUUGAGAAGAAGAUCCGCAAGAUGAUGCAGCUGUACGAGCGCAAUAUCACCAGCGUGUUGGCGCAAUUUCCCUCGCAGAUGAUCGCGAGCGUAAUCGAUAGCCAUGCGGCCACGCUGCAGAAGCGUGCCGAUCGGGAUGUGUUUUUCCUAACAACGCAAGGAAUCGUGCAGCUGGUACAGCGGUACCGCAAUGGCAUUCGUGGUCGCAUGAAGGCGGCAGUACACGAGCUGCUUAAGCAGUACUACGCCGUCGAAUCGCAGUUCCAGCACGGUCACUACGAUAAGUGCGUGGCGGCAAUCCGUGAAAAGCACAAGGACGACAUGGACGUGGUAGUUGGGACGAUCUUUUCGCACAGCCAAGUCGCCAAGAAGAACCUGCUCGUGACGCUGCUGAUCGAUCAUCUGUGGGCGAACGAACCGGGUCUGACGGAUGAGUUGGCUGCCACGCUUAGUGAGCUUACGUCUUUGAACAGGGCGGAACAUUCUCGUGUGGCUUUGCGCGCACGCCAGGUGUUGAUUGCGGCCCAUCAACCCGCGUACGAGCUGCGACACAAUCAGAUGGAAUCCAUCUUCCUGUCCGCGGUUGAUAUGUACGGACAUGAUUUCCACCCGGAGAACCUGCAGCGGUUGAUCCAAUCUGAGACGUCCAUCUUCGAUCUGCUGCAUGAUUUCUUCUACCACUCGAACCGUGCCGUUUGUAAUGCGGCAUUGGAGGUUUACGUGCGCCGAGCAUAUACUUCGUACGAACUCACCUGCUUGCAGCAUCUGGAGUUGUCCGGAGAAGUGCCAAUAGUACACUUCCAGUUUUUGUUGCCUACAGCGCACCCGAACCGAUACAACUCGGAAGGUAAUGAUCCUGAUGCGAUACCGGACUCGUUCAUGCGUACCGGUUGUAUGGCUGCGUUCGAUUCGUUCGAGCACUUCAAUCAAUAUUCGGAUGAAAUUUUGGACCUUCUCGAGGACUACGCGUCUCCUGUGUUUGUUAACCCGAAGGUGCUGGAAGCGGUGGACGGAACCGAUUCCGAUCGCAGGAUGAGCACGUCGAUCAAUGUUUCAAUAUCGGAGCAGGUGAACCGUGUAGUGGAAACUGAAGCCGCAGCUCGUAAGUAUCCUAUUCAUAUUUUAAGCAUUGCUGUGCGAGAUAUGGGCGACAUGGAUGAUCAUCAGAUGGAGCACGUGUUUGGAUCGUUCUGUAACCAACAUCGUGAAGAGCUGCUUAGUCGGCGUGUCAGACGAAUUACGUUUGCGGCAUUGAAAAAGCGUCAAUUCCCGAAGUUUUUCACAUACCGUGCGCGUGAUCAAUUUGAAGAAGAUCGCAUCUACCGGCAUUUGGAACCGGCCUGUGCCUUCCAGCUGGAGCUGAACCGUAUGAAAACGUACGACCUCGAGGCGUUGCCAACGGCCAACCAAAAGAUGCACCUCUACCUCGGACGGGCCAAGGUGCCCAAGGGUCAGGAAGUCACGGAUUUCCGCUUCUUCAUUCGCUCGAUCAUUCGCCAUUCCGAUCUGAUCACGAAGGAGGCUUCCUUCGAGUACCUGCAGAACGAAGGCGAACGUGUGCUGCUGGAAGCGAUGGACGAGCUUGAGGUGGCAUUUUCGCACCCGCAAGCCAAGCGUACGGAUUGCAACCAUAUUUUCCUCAAUUUCGUGCCGACGGUCAUCAUGGACCCGGCGAAGAUCGAAGAAUCCGUCACCAAGAUGGUGAUGCGUUACGGGCCACGGCUCUGGAAGCUGCGCGUGUUGCAAGCCGAACUGAAGAUGGUCAUCCGCCAGACACCCCAAUCUCCAACUACCUCGGUACGCUUGUGCAUUGCGAAUGAUUCGGGUUACUUCCUCGACAUCGCCAUGUACACCGAGGUGACCGAUCCUGAAACGCAUGUGAUCAAAUUUCAAGCAUACGGCAACCGGCAGGGACCACUGCACGGACUCCCCAUCUCGUCGCCGUACAUGACCAAAGAUUUCCUGCAGCAAAAGCGCUUCCAGGCGCAGUCAAACGGCACGACGUACGUGUACGACAUCCCGGACAUGUUCCGUCAGAUGACGGAGCGGUUGUGGAAGGAGUUUUCCAAAGCGCGCCCCACCGAGGACAUUCGCAUCCCAGAGAAAAUCCUGCUGGAGUGUAACGAGCUCGUGCUGAACGGGGACAACCUCGAAGAGCUCCAGCGAUUGCCGGGCGAGAACAACGUUGGCAUGGUUGCGUGGCGCAUCGUGCUCGCCACGCCGGAGUUCCCAAGUGGGCGCGAGAUCGUAGUCAUUGCAAACGAUCUUACGUACUUGAUCGGUUCGUUCGGCCCGCAGGAAGAUCUACUCUUCUGCAAGGCGUCCGAAUUGUCGCGCCAGCGCAAAUGUCCCCGGAUCUACAUUUCCGUCAACAGUGGUGCUCGCAUCGGGCUAGCGGAGGAAGUGAAGUCACUGUUCAAGGUUGCCUGGGAAGAUCCCGAAGAGCCAGAGAAGGGCUUCAAAUAUCUGUACCUCACGACGGACGAUUACAGCAAGAUCGCGAACAGCAACUCCGUUCGUGCGAUACUGAUCGAGGACGAAGGUGAACCCCGGUACAAGAUCACCGACAUCAUCGGUGAAACGGACGGGCUGGGUGUGGAGAAUCUCCGCUAUGCCGGUAUGAUCGCGGGAGAAACAUCACGCGCGUACGAGGACGUCGUCACAAUCUCGAUGGUCACGUGCCGCACGAUUGGCAUCGGUUCGUACCUGGUACGACUCGGUCAGCGCGUGAUCCAAAUCGACAAUUCGCACAUCAUCCUGACCGGUUUUGCGGCGCUGAACAAGCUGCUCGGGCGCAAGGUGUACGCCUCGAACAAUCAGCUCGGUGGUAUCCAGAUCAUGUACAACAACGGUGUCACGCACAAAACCGAGGCUUUGGAUCUGGACGGUGUGUACACGAUCCUACACUGGCUGUCGUACAUUCCGAACGCACGCGGUGGCAUUCUACCGAUCGUGUCGCCAAGCGAUCCCAUCGAUCGGAUGAUCGAUUUUACGCCAACCAAAGCACCGUACGAUCCGCGCUGGAUGCUGGCCGGUCGGUUUAAUCCCUCCAAUCAGUCCGACUGGGAAACGGGAUUCUUCGAUCGGGGUACGUUUGAGGAGAUCAUGCAACCAUGGGCACAGACGGUCGUAACCGGUCGCGCCAAGUUGGGCGGUAUUCCGGUUGGUGUGAUUGCGGUUGAAACGCGUACGGUCGAGGUAACCAUACCGGCCGAUCCGGCCAACCUCGACUCGGAGGCGAAGACAUUCCAACAAGCCGGCCAGGUUUGGUUCCCGGAUUCGUCCUUCAAGACGGCACAAGCUAUCAAGGACUUUGGCAGGGAAGAGCUACCGCUGAUCAUUCUUGCCAACUGGCGUGGGUUCUCGGGUGGACAGAAAGACAUGUACGAACAAAUUGUAAAGUUCGGCGCUUACAUCGUCGAUGGCUUGCGAGAGUAUACGCAACCGGUCAUCGUCUACCUUCCACCUAAUGCGGAACUUCGUGGAGGUGCUUGGGCCGUCCUGGAUCCUACCAUCAACCCGCGAUACAUGGAAACGUACGCUGAUCCCGAGUCACGCGCUGGCGUCCUUGAGCCGGAAGGAAUAGUGGAAGUGAAAUACAAGGAGAAGGAUAUUAUCAAAACUGUUCACCGUCUAGACCCGACGGUCUUGAACCUGAAGAAUGAGCUGGCCGCUGCGGGCGAAAACAAGGAGCUCGUUGCAGAGCUGGAAAACAAAAUUAAAGCCCGAACGAAUGCGCUGCUACAAAACUAUCACCCGGUGGCGGUACAUUUUGCCGAUUUGCACGACACCCCCGAGCGCAUGCUGGAGAAGGGUUGCAUUAGCGAGAUCGUGUCGUGGCGCAACUCGCGCGGUUGGAUUUACUGGCGUUUGCGGCGGUUAUUGCUGGAGGAGCACUUCAUCAAGCAGAUUCUCGAGGCCCAGGAGGGUCUGUCGGUGGGUCAGGCAAGAUCCAUGCUGCGCAGAUGGUUCGUCGAAGAUAAGGGUGCCACGGAGGCAUACCUUUGGGAAACAAACGAGUCCGCUGUGGAAUGGUUAGAAAAUCAGAAGCGCAUCGAUUCGACCGUCUCCCGCAAUAUCUACGCCGUUAAGAAGGACGCAAUAAUCUCAAAGAUUCAGCAGUCAUUAAAUGACUGCCCGGAGGCCGCACUUGAUGCAGUGGUUGGCCUCUGCCAGGCGCUGUCGCCAGCUCAGCGUGGUGAGGUAGUCAAAACGCUCGCCCAGCUCGAAUUCACCGACAAGGAGCACACCAGUCUUGGAUGACAGCGUUACGGCUGUACAUAACAGAAACGCUCGAAGCGAAAACGAUAAGCCAAUAGGAUAGCUAACAUCCCAACAAGUUUACUAAUCGAAGCACCAUGCUUUACGUUUAAACAAUUAGAACUCAGAGAAGUAGUUGAUAGUUUGAAGCAGGCCACUGCAGAAUAGCAAUGGCGGGUAGCAGUAGCAAGGAGCGGUAGAUCGUUAGACUAGCCAGAAAUAAACGAAGAAAUCCCAUGCGAACGAGGAAGCUAGCUUGUUCGGGCGAGACACAGACUCGCUUCAUAUUGUCCUCUUCAAACUCAUCCAUAAUCAACGUUCCAGCACCGUCGUUUGCAGUGUUGCAAUUUUGUCUCGGACAUUAUUCUAGCGCCUGAAAGGCAUGUCUAGGGUUGGCUUUUAACAUCGAAAAAGCCGCGUCUUCUCCCGUGUCUGUUGUACACCAGGCGCAUAUUUUGCGAGGACGACGAACAUAAGUUGAAUAAUAUAUAUAUAGACACAUAAAAUAUAGCUCAUGCGACGAUUCAUCCAAUUGCACGAAUGCACGUGCAUUAACAAAUAAAAUUUAUAUUUAAAAUCGUUCACCCAACACACAAAACACAAACAUAUACAAAUGUUCACGUUGGAACUAGGAAUGUCGAAAACGCGAAUUAAAAAUGAAAUUGAAGGAACACAUUUACGCAUGGAAACGUAAGGACCGUCUAAAACGGGCUUCUGGAAAUCCCGUAGGAUUGAUUUUAGACUGUAUUGAGUUUUAAGCACGUUCAUUGUUACAAAGAACGUUUGAAGGUUUAGCUUUUAGGGUUGUUAGUUGUUACGGAUAGGUUUUUUUUUUUGAAUUCAUCUCUUCUCAGCGCAAACGUUCGCUUGAUUCUUGAACAAUUAUUUCUCCCCUUCAAAUACCUGUACUAUGAACUUAGAUCGGAACUCCGUCGUGCUGGUUGACAAGAGAAGAUCACAGAAAUAAGGGGGUUGCUUAGCUGCCGAUUGCGUUGUAAAGAUCUCGGUUUCUGCAACGCACCACAAAAGGCUUCUAAAUAAAGCUUGAAAAGGCU